AGAGCACAAAACCCUAAGAGAACUUCGUCUAAAGUAAAAAUACAGCUGUACGCAAGCGAUCCCAAAGAUUGUCUAAUAUUCAAUUACAAGUUCACCGCUCAGGUAGAGAAACAUCUUGUGAUUGGAACCGUUUGGGAAGUGCAGUUCACAGACGAAGGUUUUCAUAUCGAUUUAAACCAAGAGCUCAACGAAGAAUGUCUCGAGCGUACAAGGGGGGUUGAAGAAAGGGACAUGACUGAUGUGGAUGAAGAAGAACUUGAAGAGGAACAAGAUCCUCGGGUCAGAACAACCUCUUCUGGAAAAAUUCUAAAGCUUCCAAACCGUUUUAAAACACGACCCAAUUAA
This is a messenger RNA of Porites evermanni, 345 nucleotides long. NCBI's taxonomy places the organism in Eukaryota, Metazoa, Cnidaria, Anthozoa, Scleractinia, Poritidae. The record is from the annotation of a GenBank genome assembly.